Messenger RNA from Macrosiphum euphorbiae (potato aphid), 507 nucleotides. NCBI's taxonomy places the organism in Eukaryota, Metazoa, Arthropoda, Insecta, Hemiptera, Aphididae. The record is from the annotation of a GenBank genome assembly.
AUGAACAACAGCGCCCGUAAUCUGGGGCUCGUUUCGCCACGUACACCCAAUCCGUCUAAAAGAAAUUUGUCCAGUUCGUCCCAGUCGCCGAGUCUAACUGACAAAAAAUCAAAAGUUUUUAUAACACCAAAUCAUUUUGCCGUACUCGCCACAAAUGACUCCUGUGACCAAGAAGCCGCAGCCACGUCCGCAUCCAACUCGAUGGACGCUCUUCCAGCGAACCAGCCUCACAACGUUCAGGUCAGAGACCCAGUCAUUCCACCUAUCUUUGUUAAAAACAUAGAGAACUUUUCCUCUUUCAAUACCAUCUUAACCAAUAUCACCAGCCCAAAAGGUUUCAUCUGCAGUUCAUCAUCGGCAUACCUCAAGGUUAUACCCUCAAGUCGUAUAAAUUACAAUAAAAUCAUUGACUACUUACAUGAAAUAAACGCCAGUUUCCACUCACAUACCCCCGUCACCUCCGCACCUAUAGAGUCGUUAUUAGAAACCUGCACUAUUCCACAUUAA